UCUGAUUGGCUUAAUUUAGCCACCAACAUUACAAGAUAAAUACCGACUUCACUCUCUCUCUCUCUCUAACAAGAAGAUCUUCCUUUCUUUCACUCUUUUCAAAAGCAAAUCUAAAAGCUUCUUUCUUCACUUAUAGCAUAUAUAGCAUCCCUUUUUAUUUAUCCCUAUCUUUCCUUGUCCCUUUCACUUUGAUCUCUCUCUUUUUUUCUAUCUCAAAACCAAACAAACACCAUAGCCACCUCUUCUCUUCUUUGAAUUGCGUGCAAACUUCUCUUACAAGAUCUUAUCUCACCCCUGCUUUGUUCCUAAGCUGAAAAACUUUUUUUUAAUGAUUCUCUGUUUUCACAUUUAAUCUUUUUACAGUAACAUUAUUUAUAAUGGAUUCUAAUAGUAAUACUCAUCAUCAACUCAAACAACAGAACCAAUCAUAUUCUUCUGGGUUGCUUCGUUUUCGUUCUGCACCUAGUUCACUUUUUUCAAAUCUUACACCUUCUGCUGAUUCUAAUAAACUUACUAAACAUUUUUGGGAUGGUUCUGAAUCAGAGAGAUUCGUGAGUAAUGAUAAUAAUAAUAUUUCUGGUUUAUCUUGUUCUAAGGAAAUGAAUUCUGGUUAUGGUGCUGGUGGUUCUGGUUUGCCACCUCAUUAUCCUAGACAUGGUUCUACUUCUACUUCAAGUUCUGCUAUGGAUGGUUCUUUUGGAUUGGUUGGUUCAUUGGGAAUGGAUCAAGAAACAUUACAUGAUAAGAGUUUUGGUUCAAAUCUUCUUAGACAGGGUAGUUCCCCUGCUGGUCUUUUCUCCAACAUUUCCUUUCAAAAUGGGUUUUCUACCAUGAAAGGCGUUGGAAACUAUGCCACGGUAAUUGGUAGUAACGGGGAACUUAGUCCGUCUAUUAACCGAUUGAACACUCAGCUUAGCUUCCCUUCAAGAAAUGCUUCUUCCUUAGGAAUAUUGUCACAUAUAUCAGAAAUAGAUAACGAGGACAUUGAAGCAACUAGCCCUGAUGACGGAGGUAGCAAUGCCGAUUCUACUCACUAUGGCUCUGGAUUCCCCUAUAGUUCUUGGAACGAUACUCAAUCAUUCACAGAAAAUCUCAGUGGUUUGAAAAGAGGGCGAAGUAGUAAUGAAAAAAUGUUUUCUGAUAUUCAGCGUGGAGGGCUUGGAAAUCAAGUUCAUACAUUAUCGCAUCAGUUGAGUUUACCAAACACUUCAUCUGAGAUGAUUGCUAUGGAGAAGUUGUUUCAGUUUCCAGAUUCUGUUCCUUGUAAAAUUCGAGCGAAAAGAGGCUGCGCUACUCAUCCUCGAAGCAUUGCCGAGAGGUUAAGAAGAACUAAGAUCAGUGAAAGAAUGAGGAAAUUGCAAGAGCUUGUUCCAAACAUGGAUAAGCAAACUAACACAUCAGACAUGUUGGACUUGGCUGUUGAUUACAUUAAAAAUCUUCAAAAACAAUUCAAGUCCCUAAGUGAUAAACGAGCAAACUGCAAAUGUAUGAGGAUGCAGAUGGCAGAUAAAAAUCAAAUUACUUGAAAAAUAUUUUUUUUAUGCAACAAAGAAGCAAAUAUAUAAAUGUUACUGUAUUAUGUUUUUGUUGAGUGUGACUCUGAAUACAAAACAUGUAGGUCCUCACCACAGCAAAAAGGUUCUUUAGAUUAAAGUGGUUUCAAUUACAGAGCAAUAAAAUCCAAUAGUAUUUAUUUAUAUUGGUAAUUUUGUAUAGGAGAGUACUAAUAAAUGUUUUACUCUUAAUGUAUUGUUUUUUUUUAUUUAUGUAGCAAUUAAAUGUGAAAGUUUUAGAUUUAGAUAUAGGAUUUAGCAUGGAUGUUGUAAAUUAGAUUGGGAUGAGGCUGAUAAAUGAAUUUAGUUUUGUUUCAA
This is a messenger RNA of Medicago truncatula (barrel medic), 1871 nucleotides long. RefSeq names its product transcription factor bHLH130. Gene Ontology annotation, molecular function: DNA-binding transcription factor activity, RNA polymerase II-specific; RNA polymerase II cis-regulatory region sequence-specific DNA binding; protein dimerization activity. The coding region runs from base 378 to 1526 and encodes 382 amino acids. The record is from RefSeq and is a predicted model, not a curated record. Lineage: Eukaryota; Viridiplantae; Streptophyta; Magnoliopsida; Fabales; Fabaceae. The transcript is spliced from 6 exons. Gene Ontology annotation, cellular component: nucleus. Gene Ontology annotation, biological process: regulation of transcription by RNA polymerase II.